Scomber japonicus (chub mackerel) is the source of this 1338-nucleotide messenger RNA. It is a transcript of the gene foxd3, whose product is annotated as forkhead box D3. The record is from RefSeq and is a predicted model, not a curated record. The transcript has a single exon. Lineage: Eukaryota; Metazoa; Chordata; Actinopteri; Scombriformes; Scombridae. Bases 10 to 1194 code for a protein of 394 amino acids. Gene Ontology annotation, biological process: regulation of transcription by RNA polymerase II; anatomical structure morphogenesis; cell differentiation. Gene Ontology annotation, molecular function: DNA-binding transcription factor activity, RNA polymerase II-specific; RNA polymerase II cis-regulatory region sequence-specific DNA binding.
AGCCGUGAGAUGACCCUGUCUGGGGGCAGCGAAAGAGCCAGCGACAUGUCCGGCCAAACUGUGCUCACAGCAGAGGACGUGGAUAUCGACGUGGUGGGCGAAGGAGACGAUGAGUGCAUGGAGAGGGUGGACAGCGACUGCGACAGCCCGGGGGGAGGCAUCCUGCACGACCUCCGGGGAGAAGCAGGCGACGAGGAGGUGGAAGACGAGAUCGAGGUGGAGAAGGAGGAGAUGAGGUCCGGUGGAGGGAGUCCGUGCUGCGAGAGCUCCGGAGAGGGAGAGACUGGCACUGGAAAGGGAGAGGGUCACGACCAGAGCGCAGCGGCGGGAGGCAUCCAGAAGCCCAAAAGUAGCCUGGUAAAGCCGCCGUACUCAUACAUCGCCCUCAUCACCAUGGCUAUCCUCCAGAGCCCGCAGAAAAAGCUCACUCUCAGCGGGAUCUGUGAGUUCAUCAGCAAUCGCUUCCCGUAUUACCGGGAGAAGUUCCCGGCGUGGCAAAACUCCAUCCGCCACAACUUGUCCCUCAAUGACUGCUUUGUGAAAAUCCCCCGGGAACCUGGCAACCCCGGCAAGGGCAACUACUGGACCCUGGACCCGGCUUCAGAGGACAUGUUUGACAACGGCAGCUUCCUCAGGAGGAGGAAAAGGUUCAAACGGGUCCAACCGGACAUGCUCAGGGACCAGACUGCUCUCAUGAUGCAAAGUUUCGGGGCGUACAGUCUUGGGGGCCCCUAUGGGCGGCACUACGGGAUCCACCCUGCGUAUACCCAUCCGGCGGCUUUGCAGUACCCGUACAUCCCCCCUGUAGGUCCCAUGCUACCCCCGGGGGUCCCUCUCCUGCCCUCCGCGGAGCUUAGCAGGAAAGCCUUCAACUCUCAGCUCAGCCCGAGCCUUCAGCUGCAGCUCAACAGUCUGAGCACGGCGUCCAUGAUCAAAUCAGAGCCGUCCAACAGACCGUCGUUCAGUAUAGAGAACAUCAUCGGGGUCUCCAGCGCCUCUUCGUCCUCACCAGGAGCCGCUCAGGCUUUCCUGCGGCCUCCAGUGACUGUUCAGUCGGCCCUGUUGAGCGCUCAGUCCCUCUCUCUGACCCGGACCUCAGCCGCUAUUGCUCCCAUCCUCAGUGUACCUUCAAAUAUUAUUUCUGGACACGUUUUACCCUCAGCGGCGGCAGUGUCCAAAUGGCCUUCACAAUGACUUAAACCAAGCAAAAAACAAACAAACUUAUUUUUAUAUAGAGACAUUAUUACUGGGGGAAGUGUGAACAGCACAAAUCAAUAGGCAGCACUGGACUCAUGUAAAGACUGUUGAAACACAGAGAAAAAAAAGAAAAAGGAGAUA